UUGAUACGAUUGAACGACGAGAUGAAUGCGCAAAAUAUGUUGAACGUGUUCAAGUUAGACGCGGAUUACCUCGCUUUCGAGGAGAAAUACAAGCAGUUGCGCAAAGAGAUUCUCGGCUCGGACGUUAGCGACUCGGAAAAGGACGACAAGGACGGAGAGGAGGAGAGCUCGUCCAACGAGAGCGACGCAGAGCAGACCGAGAGAAAAAAGGGGGUGAUAUUCGACAACACGGAGACAAAUCUGAUCGCGUUGCGAGAAACUAUAUAUCUGACAAUAGGAUCGUCGCUCGUCUUCGAGGAGUGCGCGCACAAGUUGAUGAAAUUGCAACUGAAACCCGGGCUGGAGAUCGAGCUGUGUCAUAUGGUCGUGGACUGUUGCGCAGAGACGCGUACGUACGAGAAGUUUUUCGGCCUUCUGACCGGUCGGCUUUGCACAAUCAACAAGAUAUAUGUAACGCCGUUCGAGCAGAUCUUCAAGGACGCGUAUCACACGAUACACC
This is a messenger RNA of Wasmannia auropunctata (little fire ant), 499 nucleotides long. Its product is annotated as pre-mRNA-splicing factor CWC22 homolog. Gene Ontology annotation, biological process: mRNA splicing, via spliceosome. Gene Ontology annotation, molecular function: RNA binding. The transcript has a single exon. Gene Ontology annotation, cellular component: catalytic step 2 spliceosome. NCBI's taxonomy places the organism in Eukaryota, Metazoa, Arthropoda, Insecta, Hymenoptera, Formicidae. The annotation marks the transcript as partial. The record is from RefSeq and is a predicted model, not a curated record.